Molecule: messenger RNA, 360 nt
Organism: Cynara cardunculus var. scolymus (artichoke)
Lineage: Eukaryota; Viridiplantae; Streptophyta; Magnoliopsida; Asterales; Asteraceae
Exons: 1
Coding region: 1-360 (119 amino acids)
Source: RefSeq, a predicted model, not a curated record
AUGAGCAAACAAAUAGCCAAAACCACUGAAGUUAUGAUGCGAAUGAAUGAGCUUCAAGCUCAGAAACUUGCAUUAGAGGCAAGGUUGGCGGAUGACAAACUUAUGUGCAUCGAUCUAAACUCUAUCAUUGAUCCUGUGUGGUAUGAGUUCAUAAAAAAAAGAGAAAAUUCGAAUAGAGAGAGAGAGAGAGCGCAACCCCAGGUUCAUAUGUCUGGACAAGGAUCAGAAUUCGUAGCAUCUCAAUAUCGAGUAUCUCAACAUCAACAAUUUGGAGGAGCUCAAGACCAACCCGAAGGAUCUCAGAAUGUAGCAGAAAGUUUUAGUCAGUUUAUGCCUAGCGGAGACGAUUGGACCCUUUAA